AUGGAGGCGGCGGCUCUGCCUCGUCCGGCGGCGGCGGGGAGCGGCGGGAGUGGCGCGGCGACCAAGCUGCAGAAGGUGUACCGCAGCUACCGGACCAGGCGGAGGCUCGCCGACUCCGCCGUCGUCGUCGAGGAGCUCUGGUGGCAAGCACUGGACUUCGCGCGACUUAACUACAACACUAUCUCCUUCUUCGACGAACCCAAGCCUAAGACUGCUGCCAUGCAUUGGAAUCGUAUUAGCCAAAACGUGUUGAAGAAAGAACGUGAGCUCUAUGAAUACAUUAUUACCGAGGGAAAAAUUAUCCAUAAGCAAUCUGGAGAACCACUUGAUACAAACCAAGGUCCUAAAGAGGCUUAUUGGAUUUUUGUCAUGAGCACAGCAAGAAGACUUUAUGCUGGCAAGUCCAUCUGGGCAUAUAGUGGUCACUACAAACCAAGCACAGAGGAUCUCAAUAAUUUCAUGAAAUUUCUAGACGAAAAUGGAGUUAAUCUCAAAGAAAUUGAGAUGCGGCCAUUCACCAAAGAAGACUACCAUGAUGGUACAAUGCCUAAUGAAGCACAAAACGUUGUUGUUGAUACCAAUCCUUCGCAAGUGAUUCUCUCUACAGACACAAAGGAAGGUGGUGAAGGCAAGGAUGCUCCAACAGAACAAGCAAAGCUAACAUACCGUGGAACCUUGUCAGGUGGUCUACACAUCCCCAAAGGCACCACCGAUGUCCCUCAGAAGGCAAUUCUUGAGAGGAUUAAAUCCAAGAGUGAGACUGAAUCUUAUCAGCUUGGCCUCAAGUUAUCCCUAAACUGGAGCACUGGAGCUGGCCCUAGAAUUGGGUGUGUGAAGGAUUAUCCAACAGAGCUUAGAAUGCAAGCUCUUGAAAAGGUACACCUGUUAACAGGGGCAUCAACAAUACCACAUGCAUCGCUGCUCGCACAAGCUCAAGAAUGUCAUGACCCGGCUAGCAAGUUAGAAGCCUAG
This is a messenger RNA of Miscanthus lutarioriparius, 972 nucleotides long. Lineage: Eukaryota; Viridiplantae; Streptophyta; Magnoliopsida; Poales; Poaceae. The record is from the annotation of a GenBank genome assembly.